AUGACUACAGAAACUACAACCGAAAAAAAGUCACGUAAGAGAAAGGGAACUGAAGAAGCAGUCGAACGUAAGACGAACCCAGGACGUGCCGCGAAGACUAAAGCCGAGGAAGCCAAAGCCGCAGCCUCUACCUCUGCAAGCGCAGCUUCGACAUCUAAGAGUAAAGGAACUAAUAAAAAGGCAAAGACCGAGAAAAAUGAUGCUCUUCCUAAAUGGAAGGUGUUUUCGGAAAACGCCAAGGACCUCAAGGUAGUGAUCACUCAACCAGUCGAAAUUGAGGAAGAUCGAGAUCCCGAAAAAAAAGAUAAAGAGGGGGAAGAAGCAAAAACUGAGGAAGACGCAGGAACUUCAAAGAAUGGGGACAAUACUGCCGGAGAACAUUUGUACACUCUGGAAGCUAAGCCCCAAAAGUAUAGUACUGGCAGCUAUGGUUGGUCGGCGUCCGUUCCAAAGGGAAAAAUCAAGAUUCAUGUCGAUGGAAAGGAGGUGGAAUUACCGGUCACAGUUAACCUCAAUAUCACUGUUCAAGGUUUGAAGAAUAAAUAA
Molecule: messenger RNA, 546 nt
Organism: Acaulospora morrowiae
Lineage: Eukaryota; Fungi; Glomeromycota; Glomeromycetes; Diversisporales; Acaulosporaceae
Source: the annotation of a GenBank genome assembly